Molecule: messenger RNA, 624 nt
Organism: Salvia splendens (bonfire salvia)
Lineage: Eukaryota; Viridiplantae; Streptophyta; Magnoliopsida; Lamiales; Lamiaceae
Exons: 1
Coding region: 1-624 (207 amino acids)
Molecular function (GO): catalytic activity
Source: RefSeq, a predicted model, not a curated record
AUGGAGCCGCUCACAAGCCCCAACGCGGAGAAGUUCUCAAAGGCUUUGGGGCUGGUUUUCCAAGGAUCGAAUAGAAAUGGGAAGAUUUGGGUGUUUGUUGAGGAAGGGGCCAGCUUCCUGGUCGAGAGAGACACGGAUCAGGCCCUAUCCGGCCGCUUUGGAUCCCCCCGCCUAGCUAGUCACUUGUGUGUCUCGGCGGUGUAUGCAAAAUGUACAAGAACCGAACGGAUUCAUUUAUGGGAUGAAUUGAGGGAGUGCUCCAUACUUUGGGAGGGCUCACCAUGGUUGAUCGGAGGGGACUUCAACACCAUUCUCCAUCCACGAGACAGAGUAGGGAGUGAAACAAACCGCCAAGCUGAAAUGGUGGACUUUGCGGAGGCUAUUGAGGAUUGCAGGAUUCUAGACCCGGGCUAUGAUGGGUCGGAGUUCACAUGGGCCAAGAAUGGUCUCUUCGAAAGAUUGGAUAGAAUUCUUGUGAAUGAACGUUGGGCACAAAUUUUGGAAACUACCCGGGUGACGAACCUGCCCCGGAUUGCCUCGGACCAUGGGCCUGUGUUGGUAAGAUGCAAAGGGACAGAUCAUAACAGCGGGGGUAGGCCGUUCAGGUUCCAAAACAUGUGGUGA